GUUUGACUCGCCUGGAGAUAGUGGUCGCUCUUCCCAGCGAUCGCAGUCGUCCACUCGCCAGACGACGUCAAGCCAUGAACCUUCCAUGCCCCAGCGAUCGGCAUCGUAGAUCCAAAGUCGCCGCGACUUGUGGAGAAGCGAGCUGAGAGUCGGACGCGUAUCGUAAAUCGACUUGACCAGCGAGAAUCUCUGCGAAGAAAGAAAUCCGCCGUUCCCUGCUCUCUUCCGCCCGAUACUACAACUACUACUCUCUCUCUCCCUGGGCAAGCGCUGAUCUUGUCGGCCAUCGUCCUACUGCCCAUCUCGCGACUCAGUGUGAUUUGGGGGUCUGCUCGAAUUAGGGUUUUUAUUUUGUGCUCGGUUGGAUUUCUGGCUCGAUUUGAAAGUCGCAUGAUUUAGCAUCUAAUUGUGGUCUUUUACUCUCUUAAAACAUCAUUUACGGGGAGGAAAUUGGAAAGAAGGAAAGGCAUCUGACCUAUAUUUGAACCUAUUCAGUGAUGUUCAACCUUGUGUCUAUCUUAUCUGUAUCCUGUUGAAGACUUCAGUUGAGCUUCUACUACAGAGGAGUAAACAGCAGUGUUAUACUUAAUAUUAGCAAUACAUGAUCAUUUUAUGUGCAUCUCAGCUCUUAAGUGUCUUCCUAUAAGUUGAAAGUCUCAUUAAGUGUGGAUUCUAGCUACAAAAGAAAAUGGAACCAAAUGGCAAUAAAGGUUUUGCAGAUGAGAUUCAAGAGGGACUAGGGUCAGUCAGAUCACCAAAUGACAAAGAUCAGAUUUCUUUUCACAUUCAAUCAUCUCAGGUUGAAAUUGUUGAUGAGGAAAAAAAUCAAAGUAAGUUCCUGGGUUUCGUAAGAACUAUUCCUCGUGGAGCUAGGUUUAUGAAACUUGGCCCUUCUCCUUCUGCCAAAUUUCGUCAGCUUGCAUAUGAACGAGAUGAGCUCUCACGUGCAAUUCAUUCUGAGCACAGUCCCCGUGAACGUUUCCAUAUGCCUUUGGUCAGGAAAAUUGAUUGGGUUUCCUUGUGGUUAAUGUGCAAAGAAUGGAUAAGAAAUCCCAUGAACAUGGCGCUUUUUCUCUGGAUUACUUGUGUUGCUAUAUCUGGUGCUAUCCUAUUCAUGGUUAUGACAGGAAUGUUGAAUAAAGCUUUACCAAGUAAAUCUCAAAGAGACACCUGGUUUGAAGUUAACAACCAGAUUUUGAAUGCACUAUUCACUCUAAUGUGUCUCUAUCAACAUCCAAAGAGGUUCUAUCAUCUUGUGCUUUUGUGUCGAUGGGAACCAAAAGACAUUCUGGCGCUCAGAAAAAUUUAUUGCAAGAAUGGCACCUAUAAGCCUAAUGAAUGGAUGCAUAUGAUGGUUGUGGUUAUUCUUCUCCAUCUGAAUUGUUUUGCACAGUAUGCCUUGUGUGGCCUCAAUCUGGGGUACCGCAGGUCCCAGCGACCGGCAAUUGGAGUUGGCUUGUGCAUCUCUGUAGCUAUCGCUGCACCAGCGUUUGCCAGUGUGUAUAAAAUUCUUAGCCCUCUUGGGAAGGAUUAUGAAACUGAAAUUGAUCAGGAAGCGGGUAAGGCUAUUUCCACUGAUGAUUCAAAACCAAAAACCAUGCGGAUAAAAUCACUUGAAAAGAGAUAUUCUUUUGUCGCAAGGGAGGGCCAAAGCUUUCCAGCGUCUAGACCGAAAUGGAUAGGUGGUUUAUUCGAUCUCUGGGAUGAUAUUUCUCUUGCCUACCUUUCAGUAUUCUGCAGCUGUUGUGUUUUUGGCUGGAACAUGGAGAGGCUUGGAUUCGGCAACAUGUAUGUUCAUAUUAUGACUUUUCUUCUAUUUUGCCUGGCUCCCUUCUUUAUCUUCAACUUGGCUGCCAUCAAUCUUAAUAAUGAAGCAGUUAGAGAGGCACUUGGAAUUUCAGGCAUUCUGCUUUGCUUCUUUGGUUUACUCUAUGGUGGCUUCUGGAGGAUCCAGAUGAGGAAGAAGUUUAAUCUUCCCGCGCAUACAUUUUGCUGCGGUCAGCCAUCAGUAACCGACUGUUUUCAAUGGCUUGUCUGUUGCUCAUGUUCUCUUGCGCAGGAGGUUAGGACGGCAGAUCACUAUGAUAUGAUGGAGGACAAGUUAUGUGAGAAGCAAACGGAUGGUGGUGGCCAGCUUGUAUCGGCUUCACCGUGUCGUGAAGAAGGCACUCCUCUGUUCGCAUCAACCCCAAGCUCUCCCUACCAAGGUCAGUCCAGUCCAUCACUUUUCAGAUUGGAAUACAAAUCAAGUCCGAUAAGAUCUUCGGCUGGGCAAUCUCCAGGCACGCAUUUGCCCAUUGUUGCAGAAGAUUCGUCCACGACUCAUAAGGGGAACACAAUGAGUCCACCAAUUCCACCUGCCAUAUGAAAAGAAGAUUAAUAUUACACUAUAGCUUGCUGAGAAUGGCACCUGCGAUUGUGGAUGUACCAGAGACAAAACUUGUGUGUUCUGCACAUCUUUCAUCAAUUUUUCUAUUUUUGUACUUGUCAUAAAUAACCGUCUUCCCCUAGAUGUCCUCUGGAGAAAUAUUCUUUCCUAGUGAUGAAACAGAGAAACUUCAUUAGUUUUCAUCUACAGGAAUGAUGGUUUUCGUUGUUGCUUCAGACUAUGGAUGACAUUUGUCUUGGAAAAUUUUGUAUAAUGAACAAGUAAAAGAAGGGAUAUGUGAUGCGUGUCUUUA
Musa acuminata AAA Group (dessert banana) is the source of this 2681-nucleotide messenger RNA. RefSeq lists its product as uncharacterized. Gene Ontology annotation, molecular function: cyclase activity. The transcript has 3 exons. The record is from RefSeq and is a predicted model, not a curated record. Lineage: Eukaryota; Viridiplantae; Streptophyta; Magnoliopsida; Zingiberales; Musaceae. Bases 689 to 2368 code for a protein of 559 amino acids. Gene Ontology annotation, biological process: sesquiterpene biosynthetic process.